GUUGUUGUUUAUGUGUCAAUUAAAGUAUCACAUAUGAUAAUUAAUUAAUGAUAAAGUCAAUAAUUAAUACAAAUUAAUUGCUUUAGUUAAUCUGAAUAAAUAAGGACUCAGGAAACGUUUAAACCAUAUAGUGAAGUGAAACUUUCAACGAUGAGCAAAGAGAAUACUUCCAAAAAGCUAAUUCGAUCUAAAUCAGGGCUGAGAAUUGUUGCUGCAGAUGAAAACUACGAAAGCCCAUUUCAUCUCUGUGAACCUCAGUGGAUCCCAGACAAAGAAGCCCCAGCAUGUACCAGAUGUGGUAUCAAAUUUGGAUUUACUACAAGGCGGCACCACUGUCGCCGUUGCGGUCAGAUCUACUGCAGUGGCUGUUGUGACCACAAGCUAGAUUUGCCGAGGAUGUGCUUCAUAGACCCUGUCAGAGUCUGCAAGAACUGCACACCAGCCACACUACAAGAGAACAAGUUCUUUGAUCAGCAGCUUAAAACACUCAUAAAUGGUGCUACUUUUACAUUGGAGACUGGUCAGAUUCACUCGUCCAAUGAUAUUCUUCAGUGCAAGCUGUCUCCAGAUCACAGACAAUUGCUGUUUGAUGGAGUCAAGCUGGCCCCACUAGACCUGAUUACGAUUCAAGCACUGCAGGUUGACAAGGAUUCUGUGACGGCAACCAUAAAUGAGGAAGAUGAACCAGGAAUGAGGUCCGUAGAAAUAGAGUUCAGUGUUGCCAACACUGGGGAGAAAAGCACUGUGAAGCUUGCCACUACGUCAGAACUGGAACAUCGUAAGGCUGGUGUGUCUUGGAUCGCUGCUAUGCAACAGGCUUUCAAGAUGCUUCAAGACUACCAGGCUGAACUCUGGUUGAAUCUCCAAAAGGAAGUUGGUAGUUGAAGCAUGAUAGUGGCAGCCUACAGAAAAAUCAAGAUUAACAUAAAAAACGAUAACAUCAAAAACAGUAACAUCAAUUCCAACAUCAUCAACAACUAGAGGUGAUCCAAAUUAUGAGAAAUGCUCUUUGUCAACAAGUAUCUGAAUACUUUGAAACUAAAGUAUCGACUUUUGAGUAUUUAUAUUUAGUACAUUGUGUAUCGGUACUGAAAUAGAUCAUUUAGGACUCAAAUAUCAAAGUACCAUAAUAAUAUUCUUUUGUCUGUAUUGGUUAAUAGUAUACGGAUAUGUAGGACAGUAUAAACAGUGAACAGUUUAUUUCCAAAGCCAUCUAUCAGUUUAUUAUUAUCAAAGCCAUGUACCAAAUUGAUGUAAACCACAAACAUAAUUCAUUGAUGUUUUGAUAUCUGUUCUGAAAUACUUUCUCUUUAUAAAAUUAACUGGAGCAUGAGCACUAAGAAACAAUCAUUUAAUUAUCAGCAUCUAAUUAAUUUUUAGUGUGACUUAAGUGAGUAUGGUAGUACAGUAGACUCCCUCUUAUCCGGACACCUUUUAACCGGACAUUGGUUUAACCGGACUACACUCGGCGGAAAUGACAUCUCUUUAACCGGACAAUUUUUAUCAGCACAUUGGUUUAACCGGACUAGAUCGGCAGGAAGUGGGCGGUACUGAAACGACUGUUCUCGUGGGAAAGAUUUGGGACCAGUGAUCACGUGUCUAAAUACAAUGCUCUCCAAAAUUUAAGUUGAAUAUCACAGUAAACGGUCCGUUUUAACAAGUUUUUGGGGACGUCGGUUUAACCAGAAAAACAGUUUUCCGGACUGGCCUCGGUCCCAAGGAGUCCAGAUAAGAGGGAGUCUACUUACAUAAUUUACCCACAAGUGCAUAUACUCACUCAAUAUACUCGAGAAGUCAUUAUAAGCAGGCAACACUACUGAAAUAUCUUUCAGAACUGUUUUCUUUGGAUAUCAAACAGCUCAAAAGGCUACUUGUAAAUAACUCACAAACUUAAACACACACACACACUGCUUCGUCCAUCGUCUUGUAAACAAAUAGGUCACAAAUUGUUUGUAUUGCAUUUUUUGGUAGCUAUAGAUUUGAUUUGGUAUUCCUUUGCUGUUUAGUAGGCUACCAUAGUUAACUUACGUUGAAUAUGUGUAGUUACGAAGCGUGUAGAUUUAUUUUUGGUAAAACUUCUGGUGGUUUUGACUUUAUAGCUUGAACAAGACAUACAAAAGGAAUUUUACAGUACAAAUUCAUCCUAACUCAGUAGUUGAUACUUUUUACCAGUACGUUGUAAACUGUACUGCCUAGAAACUGUUAACACGUUAGCUGCGGCCAAUCAAUGGCAGGUGUUGAACAAACCUGAUUACCGGGCGAUUGGCUUUCAAAUUUCGGGUCUGACGAAUAGCAAAUAACGUGCGGUGAUGUACUGCGUUACGACGAGAGCCAACAUAGUUUCCUAAAACACCCACAGAUUGUAGCACAGCAUGGAAUGUAGCCAUUGUAUUGCCGAUUGAAGGGAGAAAAAUGGGACAAAAAGUUGAUUUCUAAGCUUGCCAGAUGGGGAUUUUAGGGGGAAAUUUAUUAUCAAUGUACACCAUAACAAAAAGCAAGUCACACACUGCACGCUAACGUGGUAUAGGCCUGUCAUGGACCGACACUAGGCUCACACCGAGCAACAGAAUAGGGCCUAACAGAUUGAUGCACUGCAGUGUAGGUCAGUAUUGACGUGGCAGCAUGAGGGCUGCAAUCGCCAUGGGUCAGUACUGACCCAUCUGCAGCGAACCUGUUAAGAUCACCUCUAUUAAUAAUAAUAACAAUAGCAUAGUCUACAAACAUCAUUAUCACAUCACAUUGUACAAGUAGAUACUACGAAAUCUUUAUCAUAGUAAUGUAAAAAAUAUUGAGUAGUAAAUUAAUAUAUUACAAAUAAUAGUAAACUUUACAGAUUAUUAUAUUCAUAAGGUUUUACAUGAUGUUUAGACAGUUACAGUUUUAAUAUUUUUACCUAGAUGCUAGUUUUUCUAACAGUCCUGGCACAACAUAUAUAUAUUUUUAAUAAUAUUUGUUGUCUAUGAACUUUUUGUAACCAUAUGUUGAUAUUUUUAUAUUCUUAUUUAAGGUUGGUGUCAUUUUGUGUGAGGAAUAGCUGAAAUUCAGCUUUAGAGGCCAUACAUUUGAUUUAUUAAUAUAUAUUUAUCUGUAAGGCCCAGUACAGAGUACAACUCUUGCAGUUACAAAAAGGAAACAAACCUAACUGAUAGUUUUACAUACGUCUGUAAUAAGACAUAUUGAAGAACAGUAUUUUUCUGUGAAGAUGUCAAACUAGCGGCCAAUGUCUAAAUGUAAAUGUUAAUGCUCAAAUCUGAUGCCAAAUUUAUGUUAUGAAACGAGGUAACUUGGUUUUUGUAUUUUUUUAGGUUUGAAUUUUUUUAAUGGUGUACUGUAUUAUGUAUGUAAUUUAUGUUAAAAAAUUUUUUAGGUAAACAGCACGGGAGUUAUUUGAUUGAUUUUUAAUCGUACCUUUGACUAUUUAGUCAAUGAUCGUACUUUACUUUUCAUUAUGAAAUAGCCAUAAUGCCUUAUUAUCAUGUAUUAAUAUUUAUUUAUAUGUUUAACCUUUCUAUAUAUUUGAAUAUUUUAAUGUAUGAUUAUUUAUAAUACUUGUUUUAUAUUUUAUAACUUAGUAUUUAGGUUUUAACUUGUUAAAAACUGUUGAACGAAUGUUGAAAAGGUUUAAGAUUGUUAACUAAUGUUGUCUAUUACCUGAACUUUUGGUUUAGUAGCCUAUGUAGCCCAUAUAGUAGCAUAUUGUAUCCAGUUUCUGUUAUAAGAUUUUUUAUUUUACUAAAUGCAGAUAGUUUAAAAAUUGAUGAUUUACUUUCAACAUUCAACACAUGUUAGUUAUGGGGCAUAUGCACUUUUGUGGGAUUUUGAAUGAAUCAAAACUGUAUGAUUGGUGGCCAUAGAUAGGUAAUGACAAGUAGAAUCGUGUACUACCGGAUGAUUUGACUGAAAGUGUGGCCUAGCUGGUGUUUUGAUCCGCCAUAUUGGAUAUUAUUAAAAUUUUUUAAAUGAAAUGAUAGUAAUGUGACACAUCAUUAUAAACUAAAUUUUCACACUUAUUUCAAUGCCGAAAACCGUUUUGAAAUAUCUUUUUUUGUUUGGAAGAUGUAUUCAAAUUAAAACUCUCACCCAUAAAUUUCUAAUGGAUGUUUUGUACAUUUUCUAAGAUAAUUGUUCUUAUACUUUCAGUUCUUAUAAAGGCUUGCAGUUCGUUCUAGCAAAUGUUUGGUUUUGAAUUUUAUUGAUCACAAAAUGGAAUCUGACUUAUUUUAAAACGGACCUUCAUUAAUAUUUAAUUAUUUUUAUACCAAAAUUAUUUUUUCCUUAGUUAAAGACAUACAGGGCUGGUCAUCAGUUACAACAAUUCAUUGGUGAAAGUACAAAGUAAAUGAAGUGUGAUAAUGCAUAAAAGAGUUUUCAAUUCAAAAAAUUGGCUUCGCAAAGAAUUAUUUAAAUAAUUUCUAAAAUAUCCAUGAGAAAUUUCUGUAUUGUGUUUAAAACAUGGUUAUUUUAGAAAAAGUUAUCUUAUUAAAUAUACCUACAUAUCGUAUCAAUGUACCAAUAAAUAUACUGUGAACGCUUUUAUUUAAAGAGUGAUAAGUGAAGAGUUUUGAAAAGGCCUUUCUCAAGUUCUAUAAAUAUUUUUCUACGGUUUUGUAAUACUCUGAGAACGUUUUUACGGGUAAGGUAGGUAACAUAAAAUAUUUUUACAUAUAGUUAAAUAUUUUCCUCUGUUGUAACAGUGUUUUCAAAAGGUUGUUAACAUUAUUUUGGAGAUUAAAGCACGCAGUUUCUUCUUAGCCUGAUUGUUACAUUACCAGUGUUGAUAAAUGGCUGGAUAUUAUUUAAGUCUAUAGUUUAAUGUAGUUGCUGCUUAAAUUACUUGUGAUGGUAUAGUACUUUUAAUAAACAAUUACUGACUGAUAUACACAGAUUAUUUUUACAAAUACAGUACAACCCCGCCAAUCCGUCACCUACGAGACCGGCACCAAACAGUGAAAUGGUUGGAUUAUUGUAGGAGUGUAUUAAUUUACCAAAUUAAUUGCUUAACUGACAUUUAUUGAUAGUGUGCGAUCGCGGAAGACGAUGAUAUUCUUCCCUUGAUCGCAGAAGAAGUUUAGUAUUUUCCUAGGAUCGAAAGGAGACGAUGAUGAUGGUGAACUUAGGGGCACAUUUAUGUUUUACAGUAUAAAUUAUUCAGGAGUUUGCCGCAAUCACAGAUAAGACACAUAUUAACGUAAAAGUUUCUGUUACUAAUGGAGACGUUGAUGUCCUUGCGAGUUCAGGAGAUUUUAAUUAUUUUUCCGCGAUCGCUGAAGAAGAUGAUCAUGUCCACACGACCGCGGGGGAAGUUUGGGUUUAGUUCAGCCUUUUGCCGCAGUCGCCGAAGAAGAUGAUGAUUUUUUCACAACAGUGGGAUUUGUCUAGGAUUUGUCCAUAAUCGAGGAAGACAAUGAAAAUAUGUCUCUGUGGAAAUGUUCAAUAUUUUCCCACGAUUGCGGAGGAUGACAAUAAAUGUUUCCAUGAUAGCAGGAAAUUAUGAAGACUUUUCUGUAGUCACGGGGGAUGAACAAGAUUUUGCUGCAAUUGUGGGGGACGGUGAUGAUCUCCACACGUCUAUGGCAAAUUAUUGUCACAAUUUCACAGUGAUAACAUUGUCUCUGAUAGACGAUGGCCCAGUCAGAAUAAGGGAGGACUAGCCGAGGUAAAAUUAGCGGGGUUCUACUGUAUACUCACUCAUCUUCAGGAUUUAUUUUUUCCAAUACUGAAAUGUUUUCAGUUUUUAUAUAUUUUUACACAAAAAUUGUAUAUCUUCUACAAAACACUUAGUGAUUAAGUUUGGAAGUUUUUCAUCUGAUUUUUCAGCCCUUACAUAGUGUAAUCAUCAUUAUUUUAUUUAUAUUUG
Molecule: messenger RNA, 5857 nt
Organism: Macrosteles quadrilineatus (aster leafhopper)
Lineage: Eukaryota; Metazoa; Arthropoda; Insecta; Hemiptera; Cicadellidae
Product: zinc finger FYVE domain-containing protein 21-like
Exons: 8
Coding region: 151-885 (244 amino acids)
Molecular function (GO): metal ion binding
Source: RefSeq, a predicted model, not a curated record